AUGGCGAAACUCUUUGUUGGGGGUCUUGCAUGGCACACAACGGACGAAACACUAUACGAGGGCUUUACAUCAUUUGGUAAAGUGGAGGAGGCUGUUGUGGUCAAGGAUCGAGACACAAACAGAAGUCGUGGUUUUGGGUUCGUGCGCUUUGCGACCAAGGCAGAAGCAGAUGCCGCUUUGGCAGGAAUGAACAACGCAGUAUUUGACGGUCGAUCGAUCCGCGUAGAUCACGCUCAGGACCAUCGGCCUCCAGGAGGUAGUCGGGGUGCAGGAAGAGGAGGAUUUACAACCGGACCUGGCACAAACUUCCCGCAGCCAGGCAUUCAGGCUCGCAAUCCUUCUUCGACUGGAUACGGUCGAGGCGCAGGAUACCCCUCUUCAUAUGGGCAAUACAACCCUCAGCAGCAGCAGCAGCAGCAGCAGCAGCAGCAGCAGUACCAACCGCCAGGAGGCCAGUACGGGGGAGGACAGGCCCAAGGUGGCAACGAUCCAUACAACCAGCAGGGGCCUUACCGUCAGUGA
Molecule: messenger RNA, 522 nt
Organism: Exophiala aquamarina CBS 119918
Lineage: Eukaryota; Fungi; Ascomycota; Eurotiomycetes; Chaetothyriales; Herpotrichiellaceae
Exons: 4
Coding region: 1-522 (173 amino acids)
Molecular function (GO): RNA binding
Source: RefSeq, a predicted model, not a curated record